CUGGGUUUUCACUUGUCAUUCAUCCUCUACCUCUGGCGACCAGGAAGUGAAGAAGUUGAGUAAACCAAGUUGAUUAGCUCUGAAGCUGAGUAGCAAUGGAAGAUUCAGAGAAAAGAAAAGAAAUGCUAAAAGCAAUGCGGAUGGAAGCUGCUGCUGCUGCUGCACAGAAUGAUGGUUCUACAGAGCCUGAAACCUCUAUGAACACAAGUCACCUCUCAAAUCCCUUGGCUGAUGCAUCCACUCACCAGCAGGAAUCGUAUGAUAAGCCAAGGUUUGAUUAUUACACCGACCCGAUGGCAGCUUAUUCUAGUUUCAAGAGAAACAAGAGUCCUAAGCAACAAUACAUCUCAUCUCCUAGUCAUCAAGUUACCCCUCCAGCACCGCAGUUUCCACCAUCUGUUCCAGGAUCGGUGGGGAAUGACUAUCAGGCACAUCCCAAUCAUGGCGGUUUUCAAGAAGCUCAUUACGGUGGUGAUAAUAUGCAUACCGAACCAAGAGGGAUGGCACCCUCGUACAGAGGUCCACCCGUCCCUUGGAAUAACAACAACUUUAGGCCUCCACCACCUGUUAACCAUUUAGGUCCACCUCAAUGGGUACCUCGCCCUUAUCCAUUCCCUCAGGGAAACCAUGAUAUGGGGAAUAACAGAUAUGGUGGUCGAGGUCCUCGAGGAGGCAACUAUAACAAUAACCCUCCACAAUUUCCCCAUUACGGACGGCAAAAUUCUAACUGGGCUGGAAACACAUAUCCUAACUCAGGAAGAGGCAGAGGCAGAGGAGGACGCGGUAUGAACACAAGCUAUGGGCGAGGUGGAGGAAGAAGACCCAUGGAACAAGGUGCAGAACGAUUUUACUCCAACUCCAUGGCUGAGGAUCCAUGGAAGUAUCUUCAGCCAGUCUUGUGGAAGAGCUGCUCAGAUGCUUCAAGCAGCAACUCAACAGGUCAAGCCUGGCGUCCCAAUUCUAUAGCACCGAAGAAACCUAUGAUAUCAGAAGCUUCCCACAAACCUAGCACUAAUCAGCAGAGCCUUGCUGAGUACCUUGCUGCUUCUCUAGAUGAGGCCACGUGCGAUGAAUCAAGCAAUUGAAUCAAGAGAAUUUGAGCAAAUGGGUAAACACCAAAUCCGAGCAUAUAGAGUACCGUCAUCACUGAUGAGUCUUUGGAACAGGUAUUGUUACAUGGCUUGUAACGAGACACAACAGAGAACGAUGGUCAUCUUUAGGAACAGAGUAGAAUGGUUGGUAAACGUGGUGUUUAAUCAGGGUUUCGAUUGAGUUUAAGUUUGAGAUCAGUUUGUAGUCGCUUUGGGUUUAGUUUCUUAACAAAGGUAUGUUUGAAGUAAAUUUGAAUGGAUGGUUUGUUUUUCUUGUUUGGCUUGGUUUAGAUUUGUUUAGGUAUUUCUGAUAUACAAAACAUGAAAUCUACCUCAACCAUAUUAAGAUUUGA
This is a messenger RNA of Brassica oleracea var. oleracea, 1444 nucleotides long. RefSeq names its product translation initiation factor IF-2. The coding region runs from base 96 to 1085 and encodes 329 amino acids. The record is from RefSeq and is a predicted model, not a curated record. NCBI's taxonomy places the organism in Eukaryota, Viridiplantae, Streptophyta, Magnoliopsida, Brassicales, Brassicaceae. Gene Ontology annotation, biological process: miRNA processing; mRNA splicing, via spliceosome. The transcript has 3 exons.